Messenger RNA from Pantherophis guttatus, 3734 nucleotides. It is a transcript of the gene FURIN, whose product is annotated as furin, paired basic amino acid cleaving enzyme. Gene Ontology annotation, molecular function: serine-type endopeptidase activity. The record is from RefSeq and is a predicted model, not a curated record. Gene Ontology annotation, biological process: peptide hormone processing. Gene Ontology annotation, cellular component: trans-Golgi network; Golgi membrane. NCBI's taxonomy places the organism in Eukaryota, Metazoa, Chordata, Lepidosauria, Squamata, Colubridae.
UAAGUCGCCACGGCACGUCUAACACCUGGCCGUCUGGGGCGAGCUGCGGAAGAAGAACUUGCUUCCUCAGAGCCACGGAAGGGUCCUAUGUUGACUAGUGAAGCCAGCUUCUUGUCAGCACCUCUGAGUAGGCAGUGAUUUUCCCCCCCUGAGCUGGAGGACCACUUAAUCUGGGCUCUGUAGAAGGUCGAGAACUGGAAGGUGCUGUGCAGUUGACGUGUGGCCCAGAGCCGACUUCCAUGGUUCCUCAGGCCGACUGAGCCCUUGCUGGGCAGUGCGAGGGCCUCUCUGGCUGCCCAGCUUGGUUUUCCCUCCUGGCUUUCAUGGAUCGGAGGCUGUCCUUGCUGCUUUUCUGGUGGGCGAUGACAGUGCCCCUGGCCGUUCUGGUCAGUGAGGGACUCAGCCAGCACAUCUACACCAAUACCUGGGCUGUCCUGGUGCCCGCCGGCCUGCAGGAAGCCGAACGGAUGGCCAGGAAGCAUGGCUUCCUCAACUUGGGACCGAUCAUCGGGGACUAUUACCACUUCUACCACCGGGCUGUGGCCAAGCGGUCCCUCUCGCCACACUGGUCCUGGCACAGCUCCUUGUCCAGAGAGCCGCAGGUGGUCUGGCUGGAGCAGCAAGUGGCCAAGCGCCGGACCAAGCGGGAUGCCUUCAUAGAGCCAACAGAUCCGAAGUUCCCCCAGCAGUGGUACCUGUCCAACAGCAACCAGAGAGACCUGAAUGUGCAGGAGGCCUGGCAGCAGGGCUACACUGGACGUGGGGUGGUGGUCUCUAUCUUGGACGAUGGCAUUGAGAAGAACCACCCAGAUUUGGAGGCCAAUUAUGACCCCGCAGCCAGCUUUGACGUGAAUGACCAAGACCCGGACCCUCAGCCUCGCUACACGCAAACAAAUGACAACAGGCAUGGCACUCGGUGUGCGGGCGAAGUGGCUGCGGUGGCCAACAAUGGCAUCUGUGGUGUGGGCGUGGCCUACAAUGCCAAGAUUGGAGGUGUCCGCAUGCUGGAUGGGGAGGUGACGGAUGCCGUGGAAGCUCGCUCCCUGGGCCUGAACCCCGACCACAUCCACAUCUACAGUGCCAGCUGGGGCCCGGAGGACGACGGCAAGACCGUGGAUGGCCCCGCCCACCUGGCUGAAGAGGCCUUCCACCGGGGCGUGAGUCAGGGCCGCAACGGACUAGGCUCCAUCUUUGUCUGGGCCUCGGGGAAUGGCGGUCGCGAUCGUGACAGUUGCAACUGCGAUGGCUACACCAACAGCAUCUACACCCUCUCCAUCAGCAGCACCACCCAGUAUGGCAAUGUGCCCUGGUACAGUGAGGCCUGCUCCUCCACCCUGGCCACCACCUAUAGCAGCGGCAGCCAGAACGAGAAGCAGAUUGUGACAACUGACCUGUGGCAGAAAUGUACCGAGUCACAUACUGGCACGUCCGCCUCAGCACCCCUGGCUGCUGGGAUCAUUGCCCUCGCUCUGGAAGCCAACAAGAACCUGACCUGGCGAGACAUGCAGCAUCUGGUUGUGCGGACAUCCAAACCUGGCCACCUCAACACGAAUGACUGGGCCACCAAUGGGGUGGGACGCAAAGUCAGCCAUUCCUACGGCUACGGACUGCUGGAUGCAGGUGCCAUGGUGGCCCUGGCCAAGAACUGGACCUCGGUGGGGCCUCAGCGGAAGUGCAUCAUCGACAUCCUCCCAGAGCCAAAGGAUAUUGGCAAGUGUCUGGAGGUGCGGCAGAAGGUGGAGGCCUGCUGGGGAAAGACUAACUCCGUGGCUAGACUGGAGCAUGUCCAAGCCAGGCUGACCCUCUCCUACAACCGCCGCGGAGACUUGGCUAUUCACUUGGUCAGCCCAAUGGGCACUCGUUCCACCCUCCUGGCUGCUAGGCCUCGGGACUAUUCGGCUGAUGGCUUUAAUGACUGGGCCUUCAUGACGACGCAUUCAUGGGACGAAGACCCGGCUGGUGAAUGGGUGCUGGAAAUUGAAAACACAAGUGAAGCAAACAAUUACGGCACCCUCACCAAGUUCGUUCUGGUUCUGUAUGGGACAGGCCCCGACCUGCCUGACUUCUCCAAUCAGUUUGAGAGCAGUGGCUGCAAAACCCUGGUCACCAACCAGGCCUGCGUGGUGUGUGAAGAAGGCUUCUACCUCCACCAGAAGACCUGUCUCAAGACUUGUCCGCCUGGCUUUGCUCCGGCCCUGGGACCGCCCCCUCUGGAGAACAGCCUCGACCCCCACCUGCUGCAGCCCCGACUCUGUGUGCCCUGCCAUCCGUCCUGUGCCACCUGCCUGGGCCCCUCGGCCACCCAAUGCUUGUCCUGCCCGGCUCAUGCCCACUACAACAGCCAGGAGCACAUCUGCUCCCAUCAGACGCAGAGCAGCAGGGCCUCCCCUGCUGUGGGGGGAGAGGGCGUGGCUCCUGCCAGUCCCCCUUCCAACUUGCCACUCCUGGUGGCAGGCCUGAGCUGUGCCUUCAUCGUUCUCGUGUUUGUCACCAUCUUCCUGGUGCUGCAGCUGCGGUCAGGGCCGUGCCUGCGUGGCUACAAGGUCUACUCGCUGGAGAGUGGAAACCUCAUUGCCUACAAAGGGCUGCCAUCCAUUCUGUGGCAGGAGGGGCUGGAGGAGGAGGAGGAGGAGGAGGAGGAGGCGGCCGAGGGCGAGAGGACUGCCUUCAUCAGAGACCAAAGACUUUGAUGAGUCUGCAGCCCCAGGUGAAGCAGGCCGGACCCACCCCCGGGGCUCCUGCUCUCUUCUGGGGCUGAGCCCCUGUGUCUUAUGGGCCUGCUGCUGCUGCUGCUGCUGGAGUCAUUCUCUUCUGGUUUUAAUUCACCAAAGUUUUUUUAAAAACUAAACCAGUCUGUGUCCUAUUAUGGUGGAAAGGAAGCGGGGCGAGGGGGGGGCAUAUCUCCCUAGAUGGGCGAGGGCUGAGGCAACAGGAGGGCUUCCAGCUCCCUCCUGCCUUGGCCACCAGACAUCGCCUCCCCUCCUCUCUUCCCACAUGGCCAGGAGGGCCCCCUUUCUGCCCGACUGGGCGGGGCAGUCAGGAAGAGGAUCCAUGAGGACGCCGCCUUGCUUAGUGCAGAUGGGCUGCCCAGCCCCCUCACCCCCCCCCCACCCCCGCGAGCAGGUUCUCUGGACCUUGGAGGGGCGGCCAGCCGGCUGGCUCGCUCACCAGCGCCCCCUGGCGGCUGCUCCCUGGAUCUGCUGAGCGUUGCUGGAGCUUCCACCUUUCCUACGUGCCUUGUUGCCCCCCCCCCCUCGGAUGACAAUCUCUGGCUGCGGUCCUCUGGAGCUGCCUGGUGGAGGUUGUUUGGUUGGGGCUGCCCAGGACACUUUUUCUAUAACUUUUUUGGUGCACAAAUGAUUUAUUGUAAUUUGAAGAAGGAGCCAAUUCCUGGGGCCAGUUUUUUUAAUUUAAUGGAUGUGGAUAUAACUCUAGAGAGAUUAAAGUUUAUUAAAUGUUGGAACUAUGCAAACCUGGUUUCUCCUGCUGUAUUCUCUCGCCAGAAGCCUCAGACAACCACAAAGCAUUAAUCAAGAACUAUGAUACACCCCCUGCUUACUUCAAGCCUAGGAAUACCUGACUCUUCCAUCCAGCCACUCUGUUCUUUUCUCUCCUGGCAAAACUGAGGAAGGCCCACCAGGCCUCCUGGGGGACAGGCAGACUUUCACCAGGCUUUAUUUUGCUGGGUCUUCAAAUUCCAAAUAAAAUUCCAAAUAAAAGCAGAUAAAAUUCAA